Messenger RNA from Cicer arietinum (chickpea), 3143 nucleotides. Its product is annotated as phosphatidylinositol-3-phosphatase SAC1. The record is from RefSeq and is a predicted model, not a curated record. NCBI's taxonomy places the organism in Eukaryota, Viridiplantae, Streptophyta, Magnoliopsida, Fabales, Fabaceae. Gene Ontology annotation, cellular component: intracellular membrane-bounded organelle. Gene Ontology annotation, biological process: phosphatidylinositol dephosphorylation. Gene Ontology annotation, molecular function: phosphatidylinositol-3,5-bisphosphate 5-phosphatase activity.
ACCCCCCCACCCACAAGUCUUAACCAGCAUGGUAGCACCAGCGUCUGUUUUCUCAUUCUUCUAAGAAACAUCUCCCCCUCUCCAUAGAAAGGAAACAUUGAAUUAGAAACGAAAGAGUUGGAUUUUGAAUAUUUCUGUUAAUGCUAAAACAAAUUUCAAGCUUAGGUUAAGCAAAUCAAUACAUUUUAGAUGUCGAAAUCAGAAAAUUCUAACAUUGGAGGAUUAACAACAUCAACAUCGACAGCAAAAAUUCACCCUUCCAAUGAUCCCCCAGAACUAGAUCCUGACUCUUACGCUCUCGAGAAGUUCAAACUCUACGAAACCAGAGCGAGAUUUUACCUAAUUGGAAGUGAUCGAAACAAGAGAUACUUUCGUGUAUUGAAAAUCGAUCGAUCAGAGCAGUCUGAUCUCAACAUCAGUCAAGACCCUGUCUUAUAUUCUCCCCAUGAAAUCAAGAGCUUGCUUCAGCGAAUUGCUGAAGGUAACAGAGCCACCGGCGGCCUCACUUUCGUCGCCAAAGUUUUUGGAAUAGCUGGCUGCAUCAAGUUUCUCGAGUCUUACUAUUUGAUUCUCGUAACUAAGCGCAGACAAAUUGGUUCUAUAUGUGGGCAUGCAAUCUAUAGCAUCAAGGAGAGCCAAUUGAUAACAAUUCCUCAUGUUUCAAUUCAAUCUGAUUUAGCUCACUCUAAAACUGAGCUAAGAUACAAAAAGCUUUUGUCCAGUGUUGAUUUGACCAAGGAUUUCUUCUUUAGUUACACCUACCCUAUAAUGCAAAGUUUGCAAAAGAACGUUGUCUCUGAUCAAGAAGGAGAAAUGCCCUACGAUAAUAUAUUUGUCUGGAACGCUUAUUUGACACAAGCUAUCAGAUCAAGGUGCAAUAACACCAUUUGGACUAUAGCUCUGGUUCAUGGCCAUUUUAGGCAGGUUCGCCUAUCAAUCUUUGGGAGGGACUUCAGUGUUUCCUUGAUUUCUCGACGCUCUAGACAUUUUGCAGGGACACGGUACCUGAAAAGGGGAGUGAAUGAUCGGGGGAGGGUUGCUAAUGAUGUUGAGACUGAGCAGAUUGUCCUCGAUGAAGAAACUGGCUCCUGCAAGGGCAAAAUGAGUUCAGUUGUGCAAAUGCGUGGAUCAAUACCACUCUUCUGGUCACAAGAAGCAUCAAGAUUUAGCCCUAAGCCUGACAUAAUCUUGCAGAGGUAUGAUCCAACAUACCAAGCAACAAAGUUUCAUUUUGAAGACCUUGCUAAGAGAUAUGGCAAUCCCAUUAUUGUUCUUAAUUUAAUUAAGACAGUUGAGAAAAGGCCUCGAGAAAUGAUGCUGAGGCGUGAAUUUGCAAAUGCUGUUGGAUAUCUGAACCAAAUUUUCCCAGUAGAGAACCAUCUUAGAUUUAUUCACUGGGACUUUCACAAGUUUGCAAAAAGCAAGUCUGCAAAUGUUUUGGCAGUUUUAGGAGGUGUAGCAAGUGAAGCACUUGAUUUAACAAGUUUUUACUAUAGUGGCAAACCCAAUAUCAUAAAGAGGGCAAACAAGAGUAAUCGAACGAGCACAGGAAGGGAUGCUUCACUCAGAGAUCUGACAGCUAGUUCUGGGGAUCUUGCAAGGAAUGGGAGCAUUAGUGAAAUGCUUAAUUCUAUGGCUAUUCGAGACAGAGAGGAUAUGAACCAUCAGCACAAAAUAAAUUAUUUUAAUAGUGAGGCACCUCAUUUUCAGAGUGGAGUUCUCCGUACUAACUGCAUUGACUGCUUGGACCGUACAAAUGUCGCCCAGUAUGCUUAUGGCCUUCAAGCUUUAGGACGCCAGCUCCAUGCAAUGGGUUUGACGGAUGUGCCAAAAGUGGAUCCUGACAGUAGUAUUGCGGCAGCUCUAAUGGAUAUGUAUCAAAGUAUGGGAGAUGCUCUUGCCCAGCAGUAUGGUGGUUCUGCAGCUCAUAAUACUGUGUUUCCAGAGAGGCAGGGAAAGUGGAAAGCAACAACACAAUCUAGAGAAUUUUUAAAAUCCAUAAAACGUUAUUAUAGCAAUGCUUAUACAGAUGGUGAAAAACAAGACGCAAUAAACUUAUUUUUAGGUUACUUUCAACCACAGGAAGGAAAACCUGCUCUAUGGGAGCUUGAUUCAGAUUAUUAUCUCCAUGUAUCUGGGAUUGGAGAUGAUCUUAUUUCUGAGAAGUUUUCUGAACUCAAGCUUAAGCCCUCCUCUGGGAGAGAUGGAACGGUCUUCACCCCCGUACCAGCUUGCAGAGAUGAUUUCUCACGCAUAAAGCUGACAUCAUUUGACAAGUUAAUUGAAAAGACGUGUAGUACAAUUAAAAAUGUAAGACUUUCAUGCGAACCUGAUCAGAAGCCAGGUGGUGUUUCUGGAAACAGUGGGGUGGCACCUGAUGCAGCUGAGAUACAGCUCAGAAGCCCAAAUUGGCUUUUUGGCCAGAGAAAGUAUGAAGAAGGUUCCUCUGCUGCAAAAGUUGCUUCCAAUGAAACUAACAUUGAGGGAUCUCAUGCUAAUAACUUUUGUAACUUGAAUUGGCUUUCCUCUGACAAUGAUAUGAAUGAAGAGGAUGUUUUUCAAAGGUACCUGACAAUGACCUCAGCAAACGAGGCCAACGGUUGGUAUGGAGGAACCCUCCUUGGUGAUCAAGAUGAGAGCAGUGAUAUAUAUAAACAUUAUGCUGAGUUAUGUCAGGGACCUGCCUUUGAACUUUUCCAAAAUGAUCACGAGAGAGAGCAACACUAUGCGGAUGCUCUAAGCAUGAGUUCAUUUGAAAUUCUUAAUGAUGUUGCUGUUGGAGCAGAGAUGGAAGCAGCUCUAAAGGAGUAUGACCAAGUUGGGGCUGACCUUGGGAUCAUUCCCUCAUCUUGUAAAUUCUUUGCUGAUGAUCCAAGUUGGUUAACGAGGUGGUUAAUUGGGGAAGAAAAAGUACCCAGGAUAUGAUAUAAGUUUUUGACAUGUAUUUGGAAUGCUUGAUUUUUGUACAAUAUUUCAACUCGUGUUUGUUGGUUACGAUUUUGUCCAUUAAGGGACAGCUGUACAGCUUUCAUUAGUUGUACUGUAGAAAUAUUCUCUUACCAUUUAAUAGCCUCAUAAUUUCUCUCUUUUAUUGUAAAUAAUUGAGUUAAUUAGGAUUUAAUUAGUUUUCUGUUUUACUUGUA